This is a messenger RNA of Dromiciops gliroides (monito del monte), 1176 nucleotides long. Its product is annotated as carcinoembryonic antigen-related cell adhesion molecule 21-like. The record is from RefSeq and is a predicted model, not a curated record. The coding region runs from base 1 to 1176 and encodes 391 amino acids. The transcript has 7 exons. NCBI's taxonomy places the organism in Eukaryota, Metazoa, Chordata, Mammalia, Microbiotheria, Microbiotheriidae.
AUGGAGUGCUUCUCAGAAGCUCCCCACAGUGGGGGCAGCCCCUGGAAGGGGCUCCUGAUCACAGCCUCCGUCCUCAGCUGCUGGAUCCAGGCCUCGUCUGCUCAAGGUGAUCACUUCGCUAUUGUGCCAACUCCUUCCUAUGGGACAGUGGGUGGCAAUGUCAUGUUGACUAUCCAGGGGUUCCCAGAUAAGGCUCUUGCCUAUUCUUGGUACAGAAAGUCAUUAGACUCUUCCAACUACAUCACUGUCUAUAGUGUUCCUUCUGGAGUGCAGAUACCAGCAAAUAUCAGGGAGAAGGUGUUUUCCAAUGGCUCCCUCCUCAUCCCCAACCUCAUCCUCAGUGACACUGGCCUCUACCUUGUAUCCAUUGUUGAUUCUGCAAGUGGCAAGAUACUAACAGUUCAAGAACAUUUAGCAGUGUAUGAAAAACCAGCAAAAGCCAAGAUCAGUGCCAACAGUACCAACGUCAUAGAGAAUGGCACUUUGGUCUUCACAUGUAGCACAGAAAAUGAGGGAAUGAAUAUUCACUGGUUCUUCAAUAACCAGCCCCUGUCACUCAGUGAGAGGAUGAAUAUGUCUGAGGAUAACCACACCCUCACCAUCAAGAGUGUGAAGAGGGAAGAUGCUGGGUCUUAUCAGUGUGAAGUCUGGAAUCCAAUUGGUGCCCACAGAAGUGACUCCCUCACCCUGACUGUGAACUAUGGACCAGACCACAUUGUGAUUCUUCCAAGCCCUGAGAGUGGAGAGAUUGAAGUCAGAUUCAAAGAACCAUUGAUCUUAGUGUGUCAAGUUGAGGCUUACCCAGCUGCCCAGUAUGAAUGGCAAGUCAAUGGCACCAUGAAGACAGAGUUCUCCCAUACCACCUAUAUCAUCAAAAGUGUAUCAUGGGAAGAUGCAGGAAAGUAUGUAUGUUUGGCAGAGAACAAUGUGACCAACUUAUCAGUCUCUAAGGAUGUUACAAUCAAGGUGGUUGGUGAGAACUCCAACUUGUAUGAGAACCCUUCUUGGAUAAAAGGCUCAGCUCCAUCUGCACAGGGCCUGGGCUCCUCCUCUGCUUUUCAUGAAGUCCCAUCUGAGAGUCCCUAUCAGGUAUUGAAUACCAUCACCUUGGAUGUUUAUGACAGGAUUGAGACCUUGAGGAACCCUCAAGCCUAUGGAAGAGAAGAAAGUCCCUAA